CGGCGCACGGCAUUACACGUUGUGCUCCCGACUACGCUGCUCGCCUCGCUCUAAGGUACUUUCCUGAUCGAUCUAAUUAAUAAAGAUUAAAAAAUGUCGAUCUCCGAAUUCAGACGGAAGAAGCUGCUCUACGUUUUCAACGUAUUCUUUGAUGUCAACCAGAGUGGAACUAUUGAGAGGAAAGAUUUCGAAAUUGCCAUUGAAAAAGUGUGCAGUCUUCGAGGAUGGAAGCCUGGAGAUGCUAAGCAUACUGAGACUCAUGAAAUAAUGAUCAAGAUCUGGGACGGCUUAAGGAAGAGGGCUGAUUCCAAUAAAGAUGGACAGGUCUCCGUGGACGAAUGGGUCUCCAUGUGGAAUGACUACGCAAUGAACCCGUCUGCUGCGCUCAAGUGGCAGCAGCAGUACUGCCACUUCAUGUUCCAGCUAGAAGACGCCAGUGCUGAUGGCUCCAUUGACUGUGACGAGUUCACCACCGUCUGCUCCUCUUACGGUAUCGACCCUAAGGAAUGUAAGAUGGCUUUCACUAAGAUGGCCAAGGGCAAGGCAAGCGUGUCGUGGGAAGAAUUCCAAGAAUUGUGGAAGGAAUACUUCUCUACUGAGGAUCCCAAUGCCGCUGGCAAUUUCAUUUUCGGUCGAACUAGCUUCUAAGACUAUCGCCGUCGAUUACUCCCUUUUGGGUCCAUGUUGAUAACGAAGAUACCGUCUCAUAUAACUCAUUCUAGUUUCUCUGAAUCGGCUUACGAGGUAUUUUGUGAAAUUCGACGGACGAGGUUAUAGUCAGAUUUUGAAUGUAACAAUUUUUUCUCUCAUUGUAU
Messenger RNA from Papilio machaon (common yellow swallowtail), 815 nucleotides. It is a transcript of the gene Scp2, whose product is annotated as calexcitin-1. The coding region runs from base 94 to 648 and encodes 184 amino acids. Gene Ontology annotation, molecular function: calcium ion binding. The transcript has 7 exons. NCBI's taxonomy places the organism in Eukaryota, Metazoa, Arthropoda, Insecta, Lepidoptera, Papilionidae. The record is from RefSeq and is a predicted model, not a curated record.